Messenger RNA from Cloeon dipterum, 2204 nucleotides. RefSeq names its product Dynein axonemal assembly factor 3 (gene Dnaaf3). The transcript is spliced from 2 exons. Bases 210 to 1619 code for a protein of 469 amino acids. Gene Ontology annotation, biological process: motile cilium assembly; axonemal dynein complex assembly. The record is from RefSeq and is a predicted model, not a curated record. NCBI's taxonomy places the organism in Eukaryota, Metazoa, Arthropoda, Insecta, Ephemeroptera, Baetidae.
GGACCGUGUUUCAAUUAUUUUAUUCCGUGUAUUUUUCCAUGAUUUUAUUUGAAUAAUCACAAAAAAAUGAAAAAUUGAUCUUGUAAAUAUUGCGUGUUUGAAGGAGUUGAAUCGUCAAAACACAAUAAAUCCCUUCAGCUUCGAAAUAACACAAUAAAAAUCAGACAAAACCGUUCUGAGAUUAACACCUGCGACCUUUCUUAGGAAAAAUGUGGGGCUUCAGUCCGUCCUUUGACAUCCAGGAUGAGCUCGACCUGGGUCCUCCGUGCAUCAAGAAAGCCUCCAACGUGAACGUCCUGCUGGUCGGUGUGGGCGACUUGCGACACGUCCUCCGCACCAUCGCCCGGUCGUACCGCCACCCGAACAACCGCCGCAUUAACAUGCACGUGCUGGAGUCCUCCCUGGAAGCGACGGCGAGGCAGCUACUGCAGCUGAAUCUGGCGCUGGAGCCAGCCGACGUAAUGAACCCGCUGCAGAAGGCGCGGAUGUUUCUGGAAAUCCACGGUAACACCCUGGUGCGGCCCAACACGCUGCAGUACAUCAAGCUAAAGGCCUGUCAGAUGAUUUAUAUGGUGACCGACCACGUUUAUCUCAAGAACAGACUGCCCAUGGUGUCCCUGGAGAAUCUCAAGUACAAGGAAAAGGACUUUAUGGAGGCCACGUACAAGUUCUGGAAGAACUCCACCAUCGAUUACUUUGACAUCACCAAACUGUGGGAUAUGAGACUCAGGUCGUACCUGGGACAAAGGUACGAUUCCAGGGAUAACGUGUUCGACUGGGACUACCACAUGAAGCUGAGUUCCAGCGCCGAGCACGGCCUCCCCGUGACCCACCAGGAGUACCUGAACUGGCGCGAAACUGGUGUUGCUUUUCGGUGGCUCAAUUCUGCCGAAUGCACCGACGUCAACAUGACGAUGGCUACGGGAAUAAUCAGCGAUCCAAACCAAAAAAGUAGCCAGUUUCUUGGCGACAUGCUCACCGGCCCCUUUAUCAGCUUCGGCGUGGAGAGCGAGGACGCAGAAAUUCUGAAGAAGUGCAACAACAAGUACAUUCACAGCGCUUCCGCAGUAUCAGAGCACAACGUCACCAGGAUCAUGUUCGAACUGGCUUUCAAGAAACCGUACGAUUUUGAAGAGGGCUUCGUCGACGACUGGGGCGCGGUGUACGACCUCUCUUCGCCGACCCCCUCGAGGUUGAGCUCGGCCAGGUCCAUCAGCCGCGAAGACUCGGGAUACUUCCGCUCUCCUGCCAGGGAGGAGUACAGUUCGCUCAUUGUUGACGAUAUGGAAGUGACCUUUUUGUCGCCUACCACCCUGGCAGACGAAAGGCCGAGCAGCAAAUUCCGCGGCACUUUCAACGUCAUAAUUCUCGGUCAAACAGUUGUGCCCUCGAUCAUCAACGAAAAUCUGCUCUCUUUGGCUGCGGAUGACGCCUUGUUGUUGAUUGAAGGAAAGAAAUACGUGGUUGGACCUCGGAGGUGUGACCUGAAAGACUUUAAGGAGAACUUCAUCGAGAUGAUGAAGGACCUGAAACUGGAGCCGCACCCAUAUAACACUGAAUACGACCCGGUCAAUGAAGGACUAGUGCGCUACACGUUUAACAGAAGCAGCGUUCAAUGACAACUAGCUCAGCAGCAGAGCCUGAGCAGUACAAAUACUGACCAUCACUUUGUGACCAUUGUGGAGAACCACAUGCCUUAAUUUACAGGCCUGAACGUUUAGUGUGACUGUAAAGUUGUGCGCUUAUAUUAAGUGGUAGCAGAUCGGUGAAUGGAAGUAAAGAUCAAAUAAUUGUUUAAAUUGAUAAGUUAAGUGGGGAAAAUUGUUUGAAUUUCACAAGUAAUUAAAUUAAAAAGAUUAGCUUUUUUAGAAAUAGUGAAUGAAUAAUACAUGUUAUUGCUCACACAUCAUAAAAGCGCAAUAUACACUUGAAUGUGAUACAAUUUUAAGGGAACACUUUUACCAAGAAGAAGUACUUGCGUUAUCGAAAAUCAAAUAAGAAAAAUCAAAUAUAAUUAUUUAAAUACUUUGCAUCCGCGACACAGUUUUCACAAAAUGCGAUCCAAUCUUUGUACAGUUAUCCAGCAUUGGAUUUCCAAGAUAAACUCCGCUUAUUUUACACUGAAUUUUUUGUUAUUAUUGUUCCUUUCAUCAAUGUAUUUGGUUAAACGACGAGUAUGAAAAAUAAAAUUACUCAUUGUAUAU